Molecule: messenger RNA, 1380 nt
Organism: Chironomus riparius
Lineage: Eukaryota; Metazoa; Arthropoda; Insecta; Diptera; Chironomidae
Source: the annotation of a GenBank genome assembly
GCUAUUUAAAAACUAAAACCUCACAUCCGUAAAUAUCAUGCAUGAUAGCUAUUUUAACUGUAAAUUUUCCAUUUAUUAUGAUGAAAUUAAAAUUAAAAAUUCAAAAAAUUAAUUAUACUUACUAAAUAUCAGUGACGUAUUCAGAACUUCAUGAGAGGGUUAAAAAAAUGUUAGCACAACCUGUAAUGUAAUGAUAAAGACAAAGAUUCAACAAACAAAUUCAAUAUUUUUCCACUAUUUUCUGACCAUACUUAAACAAAUUUCCUUUUGAAAUAUCAUUCAACACUACUCCAAAUAUUUUUGUUAAAAUUUAAUUCGCUGAAAAGAGGAAUAAAUUUAAAACUCAAUUACGCCUUAAAACUACGACACUGCUAAAUAUUAUAGCUAGAAGUUUUUUAAUUGUGUAAUCAAGGUUCUAAAAUCGUUCAUAUAAAUAGCUGAUUCAGAUGAUCAAAGAUUUUUAAAAGUAUCACAACUGCAGUAAAGGAAAGAACAAAAUUGUUGAAAAGAUGAAAAUUUUAAUAAUACUUUUAAUCUUUGUUGUAAUAAUUUCAUCAAAGUCGAUUGAAAAAUUGCCAUCAUCCUUAAAAGUGUGCAACUAUCAAGAUCCAGCGCGGGAUGAAUGUAUUCGUGAUUCAAUUGAACAUUUCUUGUCAGCACUACAUCAAGAACCAAAUUCUAUUGAUUUUCCAUCAAUUGAACCAUUUGUUUAUGACACAGUAACCUUUAAAUAUAAUAAUCCAGGCUUUGUUCAAGGAUGGUUUACAGUUCGAGAUCAAAAAAGUUAUGGAAUAAGUCGAGCAAAAGUCAUAAAUUUGAAAUCUGAUUUUACUGAUGAAGAAAUGGAAUUACAAGCAAUUGUUAACUUUCCAAAAUUGUUUACAAUCGGAAAUUAUAAAUCAAAUAUUUCAUUGGGUGUUCUUAAAAUUGAAUCAAAAGGACAAUUUAAUGUAUCAACAUAUGAUGUUACUGCAAAAUGGACGAUUAAGGGAAAGCUUGAAGAAAAGAAAGGAGAAAAAUUUAUGAAAAUUCAUCAAUUUGAUGUUUUACCAGAAGCAAAAAAUAUGAAAAUUUCAGCAUCUGGGUUGUUUCCCGAUCAAGAACUGAAUAAAUUUGCAAAUAAUUUCUUAAAUCAACAUUGGCAACUUUUUUAUCAAGAAAUGAUUCCGGAAACUCGACAACAGUGGGAGCCUAUUUUUAGAGAUAUUUCCAACAAAUUAUUCUCGCAAAUACCAUUCAAAAAACUUUUGUUAAAGAAUUGAAUUAUAAAUGAAAAUUUUAAACAUAUUAUCUUUAAAAUUAUUCAAUAAAGGUAUGAAUUUUUUAUAUUCACACAGUUUUCACGUGUGAAUCUACUGGUUUUGUUCAGAUUGAAAAAUC